AUGAAUUCAUCUUCCCCUAUAGAAGCUCCUUCGGAAAGGUCCUGCUCGCCUGCUGAAGUUAAGCACAUGAUUUUCGUUAGUCUUUUAAAAGAAGGAAGAGGCGCUCCAAAGGGUAUUCCCUCUACGACUCUGACAAACCUUUCGAUGUACGAUCCAAACACAGCUUUUGUAUUUGCCACUUCUAUGUCACUAGGAGAGGAUGAAGGUCUACAGUUAAUUGUGGAGAGAGCUGCAAAAGAUAAUGCCAAGUGUGAUAAGCUACGCAAAGAUAUACGCUGGUAUCUAAAACACCCCGAUGCUGAAGAUAUGAGGAAAUCAGUCGAGACUCUUCUUGACGAGGACAUCAUGGCGAGGGGCCUUUUAAGGAAGGAUCCAGACAUACUCAAGAGAGCAAUUCUGGCAAAGGCACUCUUUAUUGUUGAGGAUUUCGAGCGAGAAAGACUCGACAUUGAAGCUGAGAACGAAAGUCAUGAUUUUGCAAUUCAGUUAGUGACUUUGAUAAAUGGCUGGGGAGAAGGUUCUCGGGUGAACUUGUUUUACUUCAAGUACAAAACAUCUUUCGAAAAGUUUGAGCGUACGCUCAAGGAUGAAACUCGAAAUAGCAAGAUUCCACCCGAGAACAUCGUAAUGCCUGCUCUCUCUUGGCCAUCCGUCAGCUUUGGGGCUGAAGAAGUUGCAAUGUACAAUGAGAAUUCCGAGAACACAUCCGGUACCCAGAAUACAAACCGGAAUGACAUAUUGACAGAGAAUCCUGAAUCCAUUCAGAAACUAUCAGCAACAGCAGGACGAGACCACGCUGACAAGGGCUUCAAUCUUACGGAUGGUCCAUGGAUGUAUCGAUUACCACAUACAGGUAAAAAUCCUGCUGAUAAACCAGGGUGGCGACCCAUCGAGGAUAAAGAUGACUAUAUGGUUAUGCUGGAUGGCAUCCGCCGUGUCAAUUUCAAGUAUGCAGAGUGGGGACAGCCAACUAAAUGCAGUGUCAUGAUUAUGCAUUCGUUGGAUCGAGAUUGUCAACAGAGAUAUACCGAUAGACGUGAAGAGGAGCGCGCUUACAGUUCAGAAUGGGAGAAGGAACUGGAGGAGGCUGGAUUUUUUGAUGAUGGAGAUGCCGUUGGUGAAUACGGAGACGAUUGGAUUGAAAACUGGAAUGUAAUCAAUAAGCCUCUCCAGAAGCUCACACCGAGGACUAAAACCUAG
Messenger RNA from Botrytis fragariae, 1200 nucleotides. RefSeq lists its product as uncharacterized. NCBI's taxonomy places the organism in Eukaryota, Fungi, Ascomycota, Leotiomycetes, Helotiales, Sclerotiniaceae. The coding region runs from base 1 to 1200 and encodes 399 amino acids. The transcript is spliced from 3 exons. The record is from RefSeq and is a predicted model, not a curated record.